AUGUGUUUCUCAUGUCAUGUCAACCUAGCUCGUUUUGCAGUUGAGAAGUAUGGUGGAUCUGCAAACACCGCUCUCUCCUCUUCAGAUACAGUUGUGUCAAGCCUACUCGCACAGGCUAUGGUUAACGUGGCAAAAUGGGUUUGGUUGCGAGGCUUUUUUCCAGUGGGGGCCAGGACAGAGGGAGACGAAGAGGUGGGCGACCUUGAGUUUGCGGCGGUGGCGGUGCGACGACAGAGAAGGUGGACAUCGUCAAAUCCCUUCUUCCACCUCAAGUUCGCGCAGCGGCAAAGGAGGUGGGCGUCGUCGAAUCCCUUUUUCCCCCUCGAGUUCGCAGCGGCGGCAAAGGAGGUGGGCGGCGUCAAAUCCCUUCUUCCUCCUCGAGUUCCGGCAACAACU
Linum tenue is the source of this 396-nucleotide messenger RNA. The record is from the annotation of a GenBank genome assembly. NCBI's taxonomy places the organism in Eukaryota, Viridiplantae, Streptophyta, Magnoliopsida, Malpighiales, Linaceae.